Molecule: messenger RNA, 703 nt
Organism: Mangifera indica (mango)
Lineage: Eukaryota; Viridiplantae; Streptophyta; Magnoliopsida; Sapindales; Anacardiaceae
Product: sm-like protein LSM8
Exons: 6
Coding region: 221-517 (98 amino acids)
Biological process (GO): mRNA splicing, via spliceosome
Cellular component (GO): U6 snRNP; precatalytic spliceosome; U4/U6 x U5 tri-snRNP complex
Molecular function (GO): RNA binding
Source: RefSeq, a predicted model, not a curated record
GGGGGUUUUUUUCACCAGCAGAAUUACCCCAAAAGGAAACAGUAAAACGACACGUGCAAUGCGUAGAGACGAAGAGGAAAGGAGGGUUUUUUACUCGAGACUAGAGGGACAUUUCUUCUCUUCUGAGCUCCCAGCUCCCAGCCUACGCUCUUUCUGAAUAAUUGCUUGUCAACCCAUCUUGCCAAGUGUUUUCUGAUUCAGGGGUUUGGGAAGUGGCACAAUGUCAAGUGGCCCUGGACUUGAGUCUCUUGUAGAUCAGACAAUAUCAGUCAUCACAAAUGAUGGACGCAACAUAGUGGGAAUUUUGAAAGGAUUUGACCAGGCUACUAAUAUAAUCCUUGAUGAAUCUCACGAGCGUGUUUACUCUACUAAGGAAGGUGUUCAGCAACUUGUGUUAGGAUUGUACAUAAUAAGGGGCGACAACAUAAGCAUUGUUGGAGAACUUGAUGAAGAACUGGAUUCUAAUCUCGACUUGUCAAAUUUGAGGGCACACCCCCUCAAACCUGUCAUCCAUUAGUGGACCAUCGAAGCUAUAGAGCUCUUUUUCACCCAACCCUGGUAAAAAUCACAUGUCAGGAGUAUGAUUACAAAAAUCACAUUAGAUUACUAUGGAAGAGUUCUUUUCUGUGUUAAUUGUUUUCUAUAAUGGACUGAUGUUCGUAGACCGUCACAAUAUCUAAUCUAUACUGAAUCAUUUGGUGAU